Messenger RNA from Daldinia decipiens, 966 nucleotides. RefSeq lists its product as uncharacterized. Lineage: Eukaryota; Fungi; Ascomycota; Sordariomycetes; Xylariales; Hypoxylaceae. The transcript is spliced from 2 exons. Bases 1 to 966 code for a protein of 321 amino acids. The record is from RefSeq and is a predicted model, not a curated record.
AUGGUUACUUUGGUGAAGACCCGGCGAUCUAUGAGGUCAAAGGCCGAAACGUCGGGUCCGUCCACCCCGCAUGACGAUCAGCUAGUCGCUACGACUAAUACCCAUAAGGACAGCGAUAAAUCCCUAAGAAUACUCGAUAUAGCAACAUCAUGUUUCCCCCCUAUCCCGCAAGGCGCAGAGCUAUCAUCACUACAAAAGCUAGUCUUAAUCCCCCGUGUUGAACCAGGGCUUCACAUCCCAUUCGCACGUGCCUGGGCGCCAGAAUUGGCAAACCACACCGUCACCCCGGAGGAUUUAUUAGCAUGUAUCGACAAUCUUAAUACCCUCAUUAGACCUCCUAUAGCCGGUCGUGCGGCUCUGGUCGCAGCCUUUGCUGUUGGAUUCAUUCCUUACAACGGAACUGAUGGAAUCGCCGCUGCGUUGGAACUAGCAGUAAGCAUUGGAAUGGCUAUCGUAAAUCAUAGACGGUGCAAGAAGUAUUCCAGCAUCAUGAACGAGAAAUACUUCCAUCCUCGCAAAUUACACGUGGUGAUUAUCAGUUCUAAGCGGAUAAUGAAGAUGUUUAACCACGACAAGAAAGAGACCUUAUUGGCCCCCCUUACUGAAGAAACCCUCGAUUUAAGCAGUCAGGAAAGAUGCAUUAAGUACAUGUCCAGGUGGGCGUGCGAACUGUCAUUCGACGACCUCCCUCCUCCAAGCGGGCGGACGACCGUGCUUGCUCGAAUGGCUGCGUGGGAAGUCAAGCACAAGAUUGCGAAAGCUGAGAAGCAGGCUAAAAGAAGCAGAAAGCUGGCUUGGAAGAGGCAUUUGAAGGGCAAGAAGCUCAAGGAUUGCUGGCUGGAACGUGGUAGGGCUAAAUCUCUAGAUUGGAUUCUAAUUCAAAAUUUAGAUGAGUGGGAAGCGGCGCGGGCCGAGAAGGAGGCUAAAAAGGCGGCCAAGAAUGAGAAGAAGCAGAGCUCUCGGUAA